AUGGAUACAAAGGAUCUUCACAAUAUCAUAAUUGUGUUAUCAUGCAUACUGAUGUUAAAAAGUCGUUUAACUACACAAACAACAUUUGAUGUGACAACAUUCGGAGCUGUAGGGAACGGACAUUCGGACGAUACACAGGCGUUCGUUCAAGCAUGGAAUAAAGUGUGUAAUGAUAAAGGAAAUAACCCAACAAUGGCUGUACCUGCCAAUAAGAGAUUCUUUGUGAGGCCAACCAGAUUUAUGGGUCCAUGUUCAUCUUCUUCCAUCACAGUUCAAAUUAAGGGUCAAAUCAUCGCACCAAAUAUGAAUCAAUUCAAUACUAAGACCAUGUGGAUAGUUUUCUCGAGUGUCAAUGGGCUUGUCCUUACUGGAACCGGUGGAUUCAGUGGUUCGGCAACUUUCAAUGACUGGUGGAGACCAGGACUAGGCGAAAAUAGGCCAGCGGCACUAAGGAUACUUGGAUGCACAAACGUAAUUAUCAAAGGUCUAACCUUCGUUCAACCACCGAGAGCCCACAUCGCCAUAACAAGUUGCACGACCGUUACAAUCACAAACAUUCAAAUAACUGCGCCUCAAAACAGUGAAAAUACUGACGGUAUAGACAUUUCUGGCUCUAGUAACAUCAAUAUUCAACAAAGCAACAUACAAACCGGAGACGAUUGUGUUGCUAUCAAUGGUGGCUGCUCGAACAUCAAUAUCACAAAUGUUAAUUGCGGCCCAGGCCAUGGAAUAAGUGUUGGAAGCUUAGGAAGAGAUGCAGGGAUUUUCGAAAGAGUUGAAAAUAUACAUGUGAAAAAUUGCACUUUCACGAGAACACAAAAUGCUGCCAGAAUAAAAACCGUGAAUGAAGGAAAUGGAUUUGCUAGAAUGAUCUCAUACGAGAAUAUUGUGUUGGUCGACGUCCAAAAUCCUAUUAUCAUUAAGCAAAACUAUUGUGUGAAACAAAAUUGUCCAUCCCAACCGUCAAAAGUAAAAGUAAGGGACGUUUCCUUCAGAGGAUUCAGAGGAACAACAGUGUCAGAUGUGGCAAUAAAUCUUAAAUGCAGUGCUUCGACACCAUGUGAGAACAUUAAAUUAGAGGGCAUUAACAUUAGGUCUUCUUAUAAGAAGCUUCUAAGCGCGAGUUGCUCCAAUGCCUAUGGAACAUCGAAUCCUUCAAAUGUUCCCACAUGUUCUUGUUUAAAACAAAAGUUGUCUUUUUAA
This is a messenger RNA of Impatiens glandulifera, 1203 nucleotides long. Its product is annotated as probable polygalacturonase At3g15720. NCBI's taxonomy places the organism in Eukaryota, Viridiplantae, Streptophyta, Magnoliopsida, Ericales, Balsaminaceae. The record is from RefSeq and is a predicted model, not a curated record. Bases 1 to 1203 code for a protein of 400 amino acids. The transcript has 9 exons. Gene Ontology annotation, molecular function: polygalacturonase activity. Gene Ontology annotation, biological process: carbohydrate metabolic process.